CAGUUUUUAGUUCAGUUUUGGUUCAAUUCUUUAGGUUUUAGGUUUUUUGGUUUUAGAGAUAUAAGAAUUAUUCAGUUAUUUAUGAGAUUAGUUUUUUUUUACGUUUUUUAUUUCUGUUAUGAUUUUCAUUUCUUGGUGUAUAUGAGAGUGUAUUUGAGUCUAUUGGGGUUUCAGGUUUUCGGGUUAAAUAUUUUGGCCCCAUUCGGGUAUUUAGAAAUUUCGGUUCGGUUUCAGUUCAGAUCUUUACGGGUUCGGGUUCAGAUAAUCUGUUUAAUGCAUCAGUCUUGGUCUAUUGGAAUUAUAAUAUCAUGCGUAUUCAUGGACUUUCACGAGUUUUUGAAGAACUCAUCUCUUGAUGUAGUUGAUUUGGUCAUCUUUCACUUUCACUUCCACUUUCUAACACUGCAUACAACUAACUAUUAAACACAAGCGAGCAUGUAAAAUUUGCGGCUUUUUUGCGGUGACAAAAAGAAAAUAAAGUCAUAUUUUGCAUAACUUCAAAAGCACUUUUGCGGCUUUUAAGCCCUAUCAAACGCAGUGAAUGGCUUAUGGCCACAUACUACGUUUGCUUCAAAAACCUUUGCUCUCUAGUCUCCAUAUUUUGUUCGUUUGUUAUUUCUCUAGUUAGGAAAACUGUAUGGUUUGAUUACGACAAUAACAAAUUUACAGGUCACAUGUGGGUUUGUUUGACCUUUUUGUUUGCUUCGGGCACACGGUUGUAUAUAAAAUUUAAAUCUUACUUUGACCUGAAGUUACCCCCAAAAAUAAGAUGAAAUUACAUGUGGGUGGUGAAAAACAAGAUGAAAUUACCCCCAAAAAUAAUAAAAUGAAGCAAUUUUUACAACCAAUAACAUACCCACAUUUUCAUUUUGAAUAUUAUAUGGGCUUACGACAUGAAGAUGAUACUAUAAAGAAUACGUUAGGAUCAAGUUUGAGUCGUUGGUAAGUUCUUUCUAUUAAAAAAUCGAAAAAGUUAUACAGAAAACAUGACUUAACAUUACGCCACUAUGUGUUGAUUGAAUCUCUCUUACAAAUCAUUAAAUUCUCCACUAAGACAAAUGAGAGAACGAUAAAAAACCACACAUGAAGACAAAACCAAAACGUUCAAGUUUGAUUUAAACCAGGGAGGCUGUGAUGUUUCCUUCUUCAUUUAAAUAUGACACACGUUUCUUCUGUAUAUGCAACGACUCAGUAGGCGUCAUAACAGAGAUACCAAUCAGCCUCAAGCAUUCCGGUUUGGUUUUUCUAACGAUUUGAUUCCGGUUCAGUUUGGCAUUUCUUAAAACAAACUAUUCACGCAUUUAAACCAAACCUCAAUCCAUACGGUUUGAACCAAACUGAUACUGUAUUACGAAUCAAUGCCGAAACAAUGAUCCCACGACGUGCUUUGCCGUUGACCUUUUUUUUUUGUUUCAGCUAGUGCUUCACGACCAAAUAAGUUAUUAUAAAGAACAAGAGCCAACAAAGAUCAUUCAAACAUCACACAUUGUUCAAAUGGAAGCUCAAACUACCAUUCUCUAUCUCUUACUCUUCCUAUCUCUAAACUUCGUGUUUCAAACUCUAAAACAACGGCUGAGUCCGGCAAAUACGCGGCGACUAACCCGUUUCCUCCACCUCCCGUUCAAGCAUCCCGCCGCAGCCGCCGUUUUCGCCAGACAAGAUGUCCAUGAGUUUCUCGAUACAUCAACCCAAGUAGAGAACAACGAAGACGAUUCCGAGUUCGACUUCAAACCUUACAUGAAAACCAAAGCAGAGUCAAUAAACAGAGCGCUAGACAAAGCCAUCCCACUCGUCGAGCCUCUCAACAUCCACAAGGCAAUGCGCUACGCGAUCCUCGCCGGCGGCAAACGCGUCAGACCAAUACUCUGCCUCGCGGCCUGCGAGCUAGUCGGAGGGGAAGAGCGUUCGGCGGUUCCGGCGGCUUGCGCGGUCGAGAUGAUUCACACGAUGUCACUCAUCAAAGACGAUCUUCCUUGCAUGGACAACGACGACCUCCGGCGAGGUAAGCCCACGACGCACAAAGUCUUCGGAGAAAGCGUCGCGAUUCUCUCCGGCGGCGCGCUCCUAGCUCUGGCCUUCGAGCAUUUGACGGAAGCUGACGUGUCGCCUGAGAGAAUGGUUAGAGCGGUUAAAGAACUGGCGAAGUCUAUAGGGACGAAAGGGCUCGUGGCGGGACAAGCGAUGGAUUUGAGCAGCGAAGGUUUGGAUCAAAACGACGUCGGGUUGAAGGAGCUUGAGUUUAUUCACGUUCAUAAAACCGGUUCGCUGCUUGAGGCUUCGGCGGUUAUCGGAGCGGUUAUUGGAGGUGGUUCGGAGGAAGAGGUUGAGAAGGUGAGGAGGUUCGCGAGGUGUAUUGGGUUGUUGUUUCAGGUGGUUGAUGAUAUUUUGGAUGGGACUAAGUCGUCGGAGGAGCUGGGGAAGACCGCCGGGAAAGAUCAGGUGGCCGGAAAGCUGACGUAUCCGAAAGUGUUGGGACUUGAGGAAAGUAAAGAGUUUGUUAAGAGGCUGAAGAAAGAGGCGAGGGAACAUCUUAAAGGGUUUGAUUCAGACAAAGCCAAACCCUUGGUAGCUCUUGCUGACUUCAUUGCCAACAGAAAUAACUGAUAUUGCAUGCUGAAAGGAUAAUCAGAUACUUUUUGUUGUGGAGAUGUUAAAUUAUUUAAAUCAAAAUAUACAAUUGUGAAAACGGGUAAAAUUAGCUGUUUGAUUGGGACUUAAAUAGAUAUUUGUUCUCUUGUAAAAUUACAUAAAAUAAAUUGGUUAAUUGGAAAGUUAAAUUAGAGUUAUUGUUCAAGAUGA
Messenger RNA from Brassica napus (rape), 2799 nucleotides. Its product is annotated as geranylgeranyl pyrophosphate synthase 4-like. The transcript has a single exon. Gene Ontology annotation, biological process: isoprenoid biosynthetic process. Gene Ontology annotation, molecular function: geranylgeranyl diphosphate synthase activity. NCBI's taxonomy places the organism in Eukaryota, Viridiplantae, Streptophyta, Magnoliopsida, Brassicales, Brassicaceae. The record is from RefSeq and is a predicted model, not a curated record. Bases 1495 to 2604 code for a protein of 369 amino acids.